AAAAUGAGCUUGUUGGUAAACAUAUCACAUGCAGAAAGGGAGCCCUUGAGCCUGGGGCUGAUCGGACCAGUAUAAAAGGCAGUCCAACUGCAGGUCCCUCAUCCACUUCUCUUCCUUUCUUCUCCCUGUGAACAAGGUGCACCUCCGUCCCACAGCCAUGUCCUGCUACGAUCUGUGCCGUCCCUGUGGCCCAACCCCACUCGCCAACAGCUGCAACGAGCCCUGUGUCAGGCAGUGCCAGGACUCCCGAGUGGUGAUCCAGCCCUCUCCGGUGGUGGUGACCCUGCCCGGACCCAUCCUCACCUCCUUCCCCCAGAACACCGCUGUGGGAUCCUCAGCUUCUGCUGCUGUUGGCAGCAUCCUGAGCCAGGAGGGAACCCCCAUCAACUCCGGGGGCUUCAGCCUCUCUGGCCUGGGUGGUGGCUACUGCGGCAGAAGAUGCCUGCCCUGCUAAGGUCGGGCUGGACGUGCAGUGAACACAUCGACCAGGAAGCCCUAAGUCAUGUGUUGGACUGAGGAUGGAGCUGCUGGCUGGGCUUUCCAGAGGAGCUGAGCACCCUCACACCCUCCUGCGUAGGAGCGAGGGAAGCUCAGUGCCAUCCUGUGCUGUCUGGAAACACGGCCAGCUCCUGCUGUCUUCUUCUCCUGCUUUCUUCUCUGCAUCAUGAGUCCCUGUUGUCUCCUGCUGUCCUGUGCCAUCAGUUAGUCCUGAAGCAAGAUGAGAAGAGUCCUGCUCAUCGCCCUCUCACUUGUGUGUGGGAGGAAGAUGUGUCCCCCAUUGCUGUGCAGGGCUGCCUGAGUGCCGGCUGCCCUCGGAGCACCUGGCCCGGGUCCCUUCCAGCACUCCCUGCUUUGUCUCUGUCUUUAGACUCAUUAAAGUUUAUGCUGCAUUGUA
Molecule: messenger RNA, 895 nt
Organism: Cuculus canorus (common cuckoo)
Lineage: Eukaryota; Metazoa; Chordata; Aves; Cuculiformes; Cuculidae
Product: feather beta keratin-like
Exons: 2
Coding region: 158-454 (98 amino acids)
Cellular component (GO): intermediate filament
Molecular function (GO): structural constituent of cytoskeleton
Source: RefSeq, a predicted model, not a curated record